CUAAUUUGAACACUGAACCAUCACUUGUUUAAGGUUGAGAAGGGGAUUAAGGACAUCGUAUUUGACCUCUGGUCACCUUAAUUAUGUUUAAAUAAUCUUUAGUCCCUUAUCACAAUUAUUCCAUUGGUCCCUCACUUUGAUUAUAAAAAAUAAUAUAAUAAAUUAUUAAAAUAAUAAAUUCCAUAAGCCAAGGCUAUGUGCAAUAUAGUCCACAAAGAGCAGCCAAAGAAAGAAUGAGAGAAUCUGAUUAUUGUUAAAAACUUAAAACUAUUAUUAAUAUUAUCAUCUAAUCUAAUUAAUUAAUAAUCAAGAAAAUAUAAUCCCACUCUCUAAUUAAGCCUGAGCCAGAUAUCCAAUAUCCCAACUUUCAGACACUGCUGAUUUAUUCUUGAUUUCAAGCAUCACUACACUCUGUAGUGCGUGUCUGUGUGUGAGAGAGAGAGGAGAGAGAAGAUAGAGAGAGAGAGAGAGAGAGAGAGAGAAUUCUCCUCUCUCUAUAUAUGUUGUAUGUAUAUGUAUAUUAUGAGCUCUGAUUUUCGCUCUCACGCGGACUGGCAGAGAUCAUUCACAAUCACAAUCACAUCAGCAUAGAGAGAGAUAGAGAGAGAGAGAGAGAGAGAGAGAGAGAACAGGUCAAACUUUUUUCUUCCAUCUUUGAUCUCUAUCUACCUUAAUUCUUGAUCCUCUACUAUAAUCGAAAAUCAAGAAAGCCACCUUUUUUUUUUUUUUUCUUGAUUUUCCCAACUCCAGAUUGUACACCAUCAAUUUACAACAAAAACCCACCUCGAAAUUUAAAGCAAAGAUCAAAGCUUGGUGGCAAAGAUUCAAUUUUUAUUUUUUAUUAAAUAAAAAAAAAUGCAAGACCCAUCACUGUAUUCGCAGAUCAAUGCACAAGCGCAUCAGCCGCAGCCGCAAUUCCCGGAGCAAGAGCAUUUGAAAUGCCCGCGUUGCGAUUCCGCCAACACAAAGUUCUGCUACUACAACAACUACAACCUCUCUCAGCCGCGCCACUUCUGCAAGAGCUGCAAAAGGUACUGGACUAAAGGCGGCGCGUUGAGGAACAUCCCCGUCGGCGGCGGUUCCAGGAAGAACGCCAAGCGCAGCAGCAGCUCCUCCGCCACCCCCUCCUCCUCCGCCGCCGCCAACAAACGCCCCGCAACUUCCGCGCCGGAGACAUCAUCUAAUGAUCAGAACAAGGAUCACGGCGAGAGCAAUACCGAAGCGGUAUUGCCUCCGAAGGGGGAGAAUUUCGUGGGGCAGUUUGGUAAUUUCCUGGAGGCGAGUGGGAGUUUCAGCUCGCUGCUGGGCUCGAGCGGGGGGCAGUUUGGUAAUUUUCUUGAAGGGCUUGGACCCAACGGGUCGGGCUUGCAGAUGAACGAUCACUUUGGCGAUCAGGGUUCGGGUCAGAAUAUGGAUCCGCAUGUUUUGGAUAGUGGCGGCGGUGACCAUAAUGCUGAUGAUGGAUUCUUGAACAUUCACGGCGGAGACGGCGGCGGCGACGGCGGUGGUGGUGAAACUGGCUGGAGUGGCGGAAGCAACGGGUGGCCUGAUCUUGCUAUUUACACACCCGGGUCAACUUUUCUCUAGUACUAAAAGGUAAUCAAAUUUCAGCUAGAAGAAAGGGAUCUGUUUUCUUGUUUUUGUCUAUUUUUUUUUU
Erythranthe guttata (spotted monkey flower) is the source of this 1657-nucleotide messenger RNA. RefSeq names its product DOF zinc finger protein 2 (gene DOF2). NCBI's taxonomy places the organism in Eukaryota, Viridiplantae, Streptophyta, Magnoliopsida, Lamiales, Phrymaceae. Gene Ontology annotation, biological process: regulation of DNA-templated transcription. Gene Ontology annotation, molecular function: DNA-binding transcription factor activity; DNA binding. The record is from RefSeq and is a predicted model, not a curated record.